AUGGCGGAUGCGGCUGCGAGGCAGUUGCAAUAUGAAUAUAAAGCGAACUCAAAUCUUGUCCUGCAAGCUGACGUGCGGCUUAUAGAACGGCGUGGACGUGAUGAGGCAACUGGAGAGGUGCUGUCCUUGGCAGGAAAGCUUGGUGGCACACGCAUGGGUGAUAGGGCCCAACGAACGAAGCCUGAUAAGGCUGAGGAGAGAAAAGCUAAACGUCAGAAACGAGACGAGGCAUCCUACGAGUUGUCCAAGUCGAAGACUGCCCGAGCUGCAUGGGCCGACGACACACCAGGCGUCUUGUACAGGCCGCGGGCGCAACACACAAGGCACGCUUACGAGUUGAUGCUGUCCUUCAUGCAGAGCGCCCUUGGUGACCAGCCCAGGGACGUGCUGUGCGGUGCUUGUGAUGAGGUCCUGGUUGUCCUUAAAAAUGACAAAUUGAAAGACCCAGAGAAGAAAAAAGAGAUUGAACUGCUGCUUGGAUCCAUUCCUGAUGAGAGGUUCGCGCUGCUAGUCAACCUGGGCAAGAAGAUCACAGACUUCAACAUCAGCACAACAACGGAAGGGAACUCCGAGAUAGACGAGACGUACGGCAUCAAUGUGCAGUUUGAGGAGUCUUCUGAGGAGGAUGACGAGGAUGCUUAUGGAGAGGUCAGAGAUGAAGAGAAAGAAGAUGGGGAGGGUUCAGAAAAUGAACAAGGGAAAGAGAGUAGCGCAGAAGAUGACAGCGACACAGAAGGAAAGAAGAAUGCUAUUCAUGCAAAUCUGAGCGAGGAACAGACUCAGAAGCGACGCGAUGCCACCCUGCACCCCAUGGACAUCGACGCUUACUGGCUGCAGCGACGCCUCUCCAGGCACUUCCCCGACGCCAUGUUGUCGCAGGCCAAGUCAAGCGAGGUUCUAAAAGCCCUGGCUGAGGCGGCUGAUGACAGAGACCUGGAGAACAGGCUGGUGCUUCUGCUGGGGUACGAUUGCUUCGACUUCGUCAAAGUGCUGAACAAGUACAGAUAUACAAUUUUGUACUGCACCAAGCUGGCGUCCUCACAAUCUGAAAGCGAGAGGGCCGCUAUCCGGGAAGAAAUGUCGAAGCAGCCGCACCUGCAGAAGAUACUGGCACAACUUGAAACCGGCAAGGGAGACGAAGAGAUGGCGCAACAGUCUGAAGCGCCUCGUAAACGUCAGAAGACCGGAGAGGCGGAGACCGGAGAGGGUGCUGGUCAAGUGGCGGGCUCCAGGAAGGUGCUGGCUCUUGACGAGUUGGUGUUCGCUGCCGGCUCUCAUUUCAUGGCUAACAAGCGCUGUCAACUUCCACCCGGUUCCUUCAGGAAGCAGAGGAAAGGUUAUGAAGAAGUACACGUGCCAGCGUUAAAACCGAAACCCUUCGAAGAGAACGAGACUCUGAUGCCCGUUGAGAAGCUGCCCAAAUACGUGCAGCCGGCGUUCGAAGGAUUCAAGACCUUGAACCGGAUACAGAGUCGUAUUUGCAAAGCUGCUUUGGAAUCUGAUGAGAACCUGUUGGUGUGUGCACCGACUGGGGCCGGUAAGACAAACGUGGCACUGCUCUGCAUACUCCGGGAAGUGGGUAAGCACGUCAACGAUGAUGGAACGGUCAAUGUCAACGAUUUCAAGAUGAUCUAUGUUGCGCCGAUGAGAUCCCUCGUGCAGGAGAUGGUGGGCAAUUUCACCAAACGUCUCUCAGCGUAUAACAUGAAGGUGUCGGAACUGACGGGAGAUCACCAGCUGACAAGGGAGCAGAUCGAUGCAACGCAGCUGAUUGUGUGCACCCCGGAGAAAUGGGACAUUAUCACUAGAAAAGGUGGGGAGCGUUCGUUCACGAACCUGGUGCGGCUGAUCAUCAUCGACGAGGUGCACCUGUUGCACGACGAGCGCGGGCCCGUGCUCGAGGCGCUCGUCGCCAGGACUCUGCGUACCGUUGAGCACACGCAGGAGGAGGUUCGUCUCGUCGGCCUGUCCGCCACGCUACCCAACUACACCGACGUCGCGGCCUUCUUGCGAGUGAGACCGGAGAAGGGACUUUUUUACUUCGAUAACUCCUUCAGACCAGUAGCACUCGAGCAGCAGUACAUUGGUGUGACGGAAAAGAAGGCUCUGAAGAGGUUCCAAGUGAUGAACGAUAUUGUCUAUGAGAAGACCAUGGAACACGCGGGCAGGAAUCAGAUUCUAGUGUUCGUUCACUCUCGCAAGGAAACGGGCAAGACGGCACGCGCCAUACGCGACAUGUGCCUGGAGAAAGACACCCUGGGACAGUUCCUCAGGGAGGGGUCGGCGAGCGUGGAGGUGCUGCGCAGCGAGGCGGAGCAGGUGAAGAACCCGGAGCUGCGCGAGCUGCUGCCCUACGGCUUCGCCAUCCACCACGCCGGCAUGACGCGCGUCGACCGCACGCUCGUCGAGGACCUGUUCGCCGACCGCCACAUACAGGUGCUGGUGUCAACAGCAACCCUCGCCUGGGGUGUGAACCUGCCAGCCCACACUGUCAUUGUGAAGGGCACCCAGGUGUACUCUCCGGAUAAAGGCAGAUGGAGCGAAUUGGGCGCUCUGGAUGUGUUACAGAUGUUGGGCAGAGCUGGUCGUCCACAGUAUGAUACUAAGGGAGAAGGAAUCCUCAUCACGAACCACUCGGAGCUGCAGUACUACCUGUCCCUUCUGAACCAGCAGCUGCCGAUCGAGUCGCAGCUUGUGAGCAAGCUGCCCGAUAUGCUCAACGCGGAGAUUGUACUGGGAUCUGUCCAGAACGUGAAGGACGCUGUGACCUGGCUCGGUUACACGUACCUGUACGUACGUAUGCUUCGCGCUCCAGCACUGUACGGGAUAUCGCCAGACAAGUUGCAACAUGACACACUACUCGAGCUGCAUCGAGCUGACUUAGUGCAUACCGCUGCCUGCUUACUGGACAAGGCCGGUCUGAUCAAAUACGAGCGGAAGUCCGGUCACUUCCAGCCCACGGAGCUGGGCCGCAUCGCGUCCCACUACUACUGCACCUACGAGACCAUGCAGUCGUACAACCAACUGUUGAAGCCAACCCUGGGCGAGAUAGAGCUCUUCCGGGUGUUCUCGUUGUCGGCGGAGUUCAAGCACAUCGCCGUGAGGGAUGAGGAGAAGCUGGAACUGCACAAGCUGAUGGAACGGGUGCCGAUACCAAUAAAAGAGAGCAUAGAAGAGCCAUCAGCGAAGAUCAAUGUGCUGCUCCAAGCGUACAUAUCCCAGUUGAAGCUGGAAGGGUUCGCUCUGAUGGCGGACAUGGUGUAUGUCACCCAGUCCGCUAGCAGACUCCUGAGGGCCAUCUUUGAGAUUGUUCUGCACAGAGGCUGGGCCCAGUUAGUGGACAAAACGUUAGCACUGUGCAAGAUGGUGGACCGACGUAUGUGGCAGUCAAUGUCACCGCUCAGACAAUUUCGGAAGAUGCCGGAAGAGGUUAUUAAGAAAUUAGAGAAGAAGAACUUCCCGUGGGAGAAGCUUUACGAUCUGGGCCCUAACGAGAUCGGCGAACUGGUGCGCGCGCCGAAGCUGGGCAAAAUGAUCCACAAGUACGUGCACCAGUUCCCACGGCUGGAGCUCGCGACCCAUAUCCAGCCUAUCACCAGGUCCACGCUGAGGGUCGAGCUGACCAUCACGCCUGACUUCCAGUGGGAUGAGAAGAUCCACGGACAGUCGGAGGCGUUCUGGGUGCUGGUGGAAGACGUGGACGCCGAGGUGGUUCUCCACCACGAAUACUUCCUGUUGAAGCAGAAGUACUGCCGCGACGAGCACCACGUCAAGCUGUUCGUGCCGGUCUUCGAGCCGCUGCCGCCGCAGUACUUCCUCAGGGUCGUCUCCGAUAGGUGGAUAGCAGCGGAAACCCAGCUGCCGGUGUCGUUCCGUCAUCUCAUUCUGCCGGAGAAGAACCUGCCGCCGACUGAGCUGCUAGAUCUCCAACCGUUGCCCGUGUCGGCUCUGCGGAACCCGAAGUACGAGGCACUGUACAACGAGACCUUCCCGCAGUUUAAUCCCGUGCAGACACAGGUGUUCAACGCGGUGUACAACUCUGACGAAAGCGUGUUCGUGGGCGCGCCGUCCGGCUCCGGCAAGUCUGUCAUCGCCGAAUUGGCCCUUCUGCGCGCGUUGCAUAACGACGCGAAUGCUCGAACCGUGUACCUGCUGCCGCGAGACGCCUUGGCGGACAUCGUGUUCGCCGACUGGUACCACAAGUUCGGCACCAACUUCAAUCUCAAGGUGGUGCAGCUGACCGGUGAAACGGCGACGGACCACAAGUUGCUGAACAAGGGCCAGAUUAUUAUAACCACCGCUGAGAAAUGGGACGUGCUGUCCAGACGGUGGAAAGUGCGUAAGGGCGUACAAAACAUAUCGCUCCUGAUUGUGGACGCCCUGCAACUGCUGGGCGGUGAAGAGGGACCGGUACUCGAAGUGGUCUGUUCUAGGAUGAGAUACAUCUCUUCGCAAAUUGGGCGUCCCAUCCGCAUCGUGGCGCUGUCGCUGCCGCUGGCCGACGCCCGCGACGUGUCGCAGUGGCUGGGCUGCAACUCCAACGCCUCCUUCAACUUCCACCCCAGCGUGCGCCCGCUGCCUCUCGAACUCCACAUACAGGGCUUCAACAUCUCGCACGCGGGGUCCCGGCUGGCGGCCAUGACGAAGCCGAUCUACAACGCGAUAUCGCGGUUCGCCGGCAGCAGGCCGUGCGCCGUGUUCGUGCCGUCGCGGCGCCACGCGCGCCUGCUGGCCGCCGACCUGCUGGCGCUGGCCGCCGCCGCCGGCCGCCCCGCCAGGUUCCUGCGCGCCCGCCACGACCUGAUCAAGCCCUUCCUCGACAGGGUCAAGGACAAGAUGCUAAAGGAGACCUUGGCUGCUGGCGUGGCGUACCUGCACGAAGGUGUGGAAGCUGGUGACCGGCGGUUGGUCCAGCAGCUGUUGGAGUCUGGUGCUGUUCAGCUUUGCGUGGUUGCAGCUGAACUGGCCUGGGCCUUCGCCGCGCACGUGCACACCGUCAUCGUGGCCGACACGCACGUGUACAACGGCAAGCUGCACGCGUACGAGCAGUACGCGGUGACGACGGUGCUGCAGAUGCUGGGCCGCGCCGGCCGCCCGCUGCAGGACGACGGCGCCGUGGCCGUGCUCAUGUGCGCCGCGCACCACAAGACCUUCUUCACCAAGCUCCUCAACGACUGCCUCCCGCUCGAGAGUCACCUCGACCAUAGACUACACGACCACAUGAACGCGGAGAUCGUGACCAAGACCAUAGAGAACAAGCAAGACGCCGUGGACUAUUUGACGUGGACUUUCCUGUAUCGAAGGCUGACGCAGAACCCUAAUUAUUACAAUCUGCAAGGAGUUACUCACAGGCACCUAUCAGACCAUCUUUCGGAGUUGGUGGAAACGACCCUGUCAGAGCUCGAACAGUCGAAGUGCAUCGCCAUAGAGGACGAGAUGGACGUGAGACCACUCAAUUUGGGCAUGAUCGCCUCUUACUACUAUAUCAACUACACCACCAUCGAGCUGUUCAGUCUGUCCCUCACCAGCAAGACCAAGAUCCGUGGUCUGCUGGAGAUCAUUUCCUCGGCAGCGGAGUACUCCGAUUUGUGCAUCAGGCACCGUGAAGAAAACAUCAUAAAGGCGCUCGCUGCUAAGGUUCCACACAAGCCAGGCUCCGGGUCAGCCACAGUGCGGUACAACGACCCGCACGUGAAGGCCCAUGUACUGCUGCAAGCACAUCUGUCGCGCAUGCAGCUGCCAGCAGAGCUACAGGCUGACACCGCCAUCGUGCUCACAAAGGCGAUCCGGCUGAUCCAGGCUUGCGUGGACGUGGUGUCGAGCAGCGGCUGGCUGUCGCCGGGCGUGGCCGCCAUGGAGCUGGCGCAGAUGGUGACGCAGGCCAUGUGGGCCAAGGACUCCUACUUGCGCCAACUGCCGCACUUCACCGCCGAAAUCGUGCAACGCUGCGCCGAUAAGGGUGUGGAGACGGUGUUCGAUGUGAUGGAGCUGGAGGACAACGCGCGCGCGAAGCUGCUGCAACUGUCGCCCACAGAAAUGGCCGACGUGGCUCGCUUCUGCAACAGAUAUCCCAACGUCGAACUCACCUAUGAGGUUAAGAAUGAACGACGUUUGCGCGUAGGCAAACCCAUCGUAGUAGAAGUGUCGCUGGAGAGGGAGGACGAAAUCAUUGGACCGGUGAUCGCACCAUUCUUCCCACAGAAGCGCGAGGAGGGCUGGUGGGUGGUGGUGGGCGAGCCGCGCAGCAACAGCCUGCUGUCGAUCAAGCGCGUGUCGCUGGGGCGCGCGGCCCGCGUGCGGCUCGACUUCGUGUGCGGCGCGCCCGGCCGCCACACGUACACGCUGUACUUCAUGUCGGACGCGUACCUCGGCGCCGACCAGGAGUACAAGUUCACCGUCGACGUGGACGAAGCGCCCGCUUCGGACUCCAGCGAUUCAGACCAAUAA
Molecule: messenger RNA, 6447 nt
Organism: Parnassius mnemosyne (clouded apollo)
Lineage: Eukaryota; Metazoa; Arthropoda; Insecta; Lepidoptera; Papilionidae
Source: the annotation of a GenBank genome assembly